ACACGUACCAAGACAGGCGAACAUAGUUGCAGUCCUAACCCUACCAAAAACAACGACACUCAUAGUUAAGACAGGUCCUUGUUCAACUGCGCAUAUCUGCUUCACCAUGCACUAUAAAUGGGCAACGUAUUUGUGGGGGUUAAGGUUACCAAGGCACGUUUGUCUCUGCAUGCAAGCGGUCGCCCAUACAAAAUCUAUGCUAAACAGUAUAUAAAUAAAGAGGGCCAGCUCUUGAUUGCGAGCCUACGUUAAAAUUUGGAUUUGCGGGUGAUUCUUCCGUCGGCGGCGACUAUGGAGGAGAUCGGUUUCCGGAGGUGGUGGGGUUCGCUCCGGGGGUGGUUGGCCGCAGCAGUUCGCUUGCUCUUCUUGCUCUCGGCUUGUUCCACGGUGGCGACAGUAAGAGAAGUUCGAGCGAACCCAUACCCUGCGGUCCAGCUGCAAGUGCAAAAUAAUCAGGUGCUGAUGGACAAUGGGAUUGUGGAGGUUACAUUCUCAAAUCCAGAAGGGGAGGUCACGGGCAUCAAGUUCAACGGGAUCGAUAACCUCCUUGAGCCUCGCAAUAGUGAAACCAAUAGAGGGUACUGGGACAUUGUGUGGAACCGGCCAGGGGAAGCCAGCAUGUUUACGAGGAUUGAGGGAACUGCGUUCGACGUGGUAGCGAACACCGACGACGUGGUCGAGGUGUCAUUCGUCAGCCGAUGGAGCAAUUCUUCAGAGUCGUACUUGGCCCCGCUCAUCGUCGACAAGAGAUUUGUAGUGAGACGUGGGAGUUCAGGGUUCUAUGGGUACGCGAUAUUUGAGCACCCAAAGGGAUGGCCUGACUUGGACGUCGGAGAAGCCCGGAUUGCUUUCAAGCUCAAUGGACAAAAGUUUCAUUAUAUGGCUAUAUCGGAUGAGAGGCAAAGGGUUAUGCCGACAGCAGAAGAUCGGACGAGUGGUCGCAUACUAGACUACCAGGAAGCUGUACUCUUGACUAAUCCUUCCAAUUCCGAGCUCGAAGGCGAGGUGGACGAUAAGUACCAGUACUCAUGCGAGAACCAGGAGAACAAGGUGCACGGAUGGAUCAGCAGCGAUCCGCCGGUGGGAUUCUGGAUGAUCACACCCGGUCACGAGUCUCACUCCGCCGGGCCUGUCAAGCAAGACCUCACUUCCCAUGUCGGACCAACCACACUCAACGUGUUUUAUAGCAACCACUAUGCGGGGAAGGACGUGUACUUGAGUUUCCGGAAUGGAGAGGAGUGGAAGAAGGUCUACGGACCCUUCAUGGUCUACUUCAACUCGGUGUCGCCUGAGGAAGACCAAUCAAGGCUUUGGGCGGACGCAAAGGGGCAGAUGUUGCUGGAAACUGCAAGUUGGCCCUAUGACUUCAUCCAUUCGGAUGAUUACCCUUCCGCCAACGAACGUGGAUCCGUCGGCGGUCAACUAUCUGUUCGGGAUAGAUACAAGAAAAAUAGUGACAUGGUGGCGGACACGGCAUACGUAGGGUUGGCAGCACCGGGAGAGGUUGGUUCGUGGCAAACAGACACGAAGGGUUAUCAGUUCUGGACUCGAGCAGACGAGAACGGAUCUUUCAAAAUUAGGAAUGUCCGGCCCGGCGUUUACGGCUUGUAUGCAUGGGUUCCCGGUUUCAUCGGGGACUACAGAUACCAUCUAAAUGUCACAGUCAAGCCAGGAUCUGAAGUCGAAUUGGGUGCUCUGGUUUUCAGCCCUCCAAGAUCUGGUCCCACGUUGUGGGAAAUUGGCAUCCCCGAUCGAACGGCAGCUGAAUUCUACGUGCCCCUACCAAAUCCAUGGUUAAUGAAUAAAGUGUUCAAAAACAACACCGAAGAGAGGUUCCGACAGUACGGACUAUGGGAACGAUAUUCGGAAUUAUACCCUGAAAACGAUCUCGUCUACACUGUUGGCGUCGACAACUACCGCAUAGACUGGUUUUUCGCUCAUGUCACCCGGAACAUAGGGAAUUCAACAUACGUGCCAACAACAUGGAGGAUUGACUUUAAUCUUCACAAUGUGAACUUUAGAGGGACCUACAGACUUCAAAUGGCAGUAGCAUCGGCGACCCAGUCUCAUAUAUCGAUCCGGGUCAACGGCCCGAGCGGGCAACCACUCUCGUCGACGGGCCGUUUCGGCUAUGACAACGCCAUCGCGAGGCACGGGAUCCAUGGUCUGUACUGGACGUUCAGCUUCGACGUGCCGGGCUCUCACCUACGCCGGGGAGCCAACUCCGUCUAUCUCGCUCAGUCUUCAUCGGCCAGGACGCCCUUUGAAGGCGUGAUGUACGACUACAUUCGUUUCGAAGGCCCUCCAAGAACUUAAUUGAACUUCUUCAAUUGUAUAGAGUUCACGCACAUAGCCUUUUUUAUCAAAAUUCAUGCUAUUUUUCACAAGGUUAGAUUAGAUGUAAGGCGUUUUAAGAUUCUUUUUCGGCGAUGAGUCGAUGAUGAUCUUAUUCAAGAAGGGUUGAGGUUCGAUUAUACAGAAAGUGAUUGUUUGUUACAUUUGAUACUUCAGUUGAAUUGAUUUAUACUACUCAUUU
Syzygium oleosum is the source of this 2536-nucleotide messenger RNA. Its product is annotated as probable rhamnogalacturonate lyase B. Bases 292 to 2316 code for a protein of 674 amino acids. NCBI's taxonomy places the organism in Eukaryota, Viridiplantae, Streptophyta, Magnoliopsida, Myrtales, Myrtaceae. Gene Ontology annotation, molecular function: carbohydrate binding; catalytic activity. The record is from RefSeq and is a predicted model, not a curated record. The transcript has 17 exons. Gene Ontology annotation, biological process: carbohydrate metabolic process.